Molecule: messenger RNA, 1518 nt
Organism: Brassica oleracea var. oleracea
Lineage: Eukaryota; Viridiplantae; Streptophyta; Magnoliopsida; Brassicales; Brassicaceae
Product: UDP-glycosyltransferase 76E5-like
Exons: 2
Coding region: 38-1381 (447 amino acids)
Molecular function (GO): UDP-glycosyltransferase activity
Source: RefSeq, a predicted model, not a curated record
UGAGAUACGAAGGAGGGGCAGAAAAAAAGUUAAAGCAAUGGAAAAAAUAGCAGAGAAGAGAAGAAUAGUGUUGGUUCCAUUUCCAGCACAAGGGCAUAUAACUCCAAUGAUGCAACUCGGACAAGCCCUUAGCUUUAAGGGCUUCUCAAUUACAGUUGCUCAAGGAGAAUACAAUAAAGUAAGCUCUUCUCAGCACUUCCCUACCUUUCAAUUCGUCACCAUACCAGAAAGCGUACCGGUGUCUCAAAAAGAGAACCUCGGACUAGUCGAGUUUCUGAUGAAGCUCAACAAUAACAGUGAGGCAAGAUUCAAGGACUGUGUAGCUGAGUUGUUGCUAGAAAAUGGCAAUGAUUUCGCCUGUAUCAUCUAUGAUGAGCUCAUGUACUUCUCUGAAGCUGCAGCUAAGGAGUUCAAGAUCCCAAGUGUCAUAUUAAGCACUGCCAGUGCUACAAAUCAUGCUUGUGGCUGUGUUUUAAGCAAACUCAAUGCCGAGAAGUUCUUGGUUGACAUUGAAGAUCCUGAAGUUCAAGACAAGGUGGUGGAAAACUUAGAUCCAUUAAGAUACAAAAACCUACCAAUUUCAGGAAUGGGGCCACUGGAUCGUUUUUUAGAGAUAUGUAGGGAAGUAUUUAACAAAAGAACGGCUUCUGCUGUUAUCAUCAACACGGCGAGCUGUCUAGAGAGCUCAUCUCUAUCAUGGCUGAAACAAGAACUCAAUAUUCCAGUUUUUCCAUUAGGCCCUCUUCACAUUACAGCUUCAGCAAAUUCUAGUUUACUGGAAGAGGACAGAAGCUGCAUUGAAUGGCUGAACAAGCAGGUACCAAGGUCAGUCAUUUACAUAAGCUUGGGAAGCAUAGCUCACAUGGAGACCAAGGAAGUUCGGGAGAUGGCUUGGGGAUUGCGUAAUAGCAACCAGCCAUUCUUGUGGGUUAUCCGACCUGGCUCUAUAGCUGGCUCUGAGUCAUUGCCAGAGGAAGUCAGUAAGACUGUUUCAGAAAAGGGAUACAUUGUGAAAUGGGCACCGCAGAAAGAAGUACUUGGACAUCCUGCAGUGGGAGGAUUCUGGAGCCACUGCGGAUGGAACUCAACGCUAGAGAGCAUUGUGGAAGGAGUUCCAAUGAUUUGCAGGCCUUUCAAAGGGGAACAAAAGUUAAACGCAAUAUAUGUAGAAAGUGUUUGGCGAAUAGGAUUUCAGCUUCAAGGUGAAGUAGAAAGAGCAAGGGUAGAGAGAGCCGUUAAGAGGUUGAUCGUGGAUGAGGAAGUUGAAGGCAUGUGGGAGAGAGCCCUUGUUCUGAAAGAGAAGCUUAAAGCCUCUAUAAGAAGUGGAGGCUCCUCAUACAAAGCAUUGGAUGAGCUGGCCAAGUACUUUGAGACAGAGUGAGAAGCUACACUUAAUUUAUUAUUACAGAUCACUGAAUUUGUUUAGAACAAGCUUACAAAAUUUCUGAAGUACUUGGUUUUCUUAUUUAUCCAAAUAAGAAAGCAAUUCAAAUCAAAUAAGAGUCUCUUUUGGAAGUU